Priapulus caudatus is the source of this 1545-nucleotide messenger RNA. RefSeq lists its product as uncharacterized. Gene Ontology annotation, biological process: DNA integration. The record is from RefSeq and is a predicted model, not a curated record. The coding region runs from base 1 to 1545 and encodes 514 amino acids. The transcript is spliced from 4 exons. Gene Ontology annotation, molecular function: nucleic acid binding. Lineage: Eukaryota; Metazoa; Priapulida; Priapulimorpha; Priapulimorphida; Priapulidae.
AUGGUUGAAGUGAGUACCCAUCGAAAACUGAGGCCAUACUUCGUAUGGAGUCCCACAGAAACAAAGAUGAUAUUGAUCGACUUCGAGAAUGGUAAAUUACCUAUCGGUUUCUUCCAGAUUGGCAGAUGUGAUGCACCGUUGAACGAACUCUCGACUCCUGAUGAUAUGGCAAUGCAGGAGCUGAAGCAGCUUAUGACUGAAGCGCCAAUAUUGAUGUACUACGACCAGACAAAGCCCCUUGUAAUUCACACUGAUGCUAGUGCAAGGGGACUGGGUGCUGUUAUGACUCAAGAUGGCAAGCCGAAGAAAACAUUUAGUCAUCUGUCUCUGCCAGAAGAAAACAUUCCCAAGAUGAGAAAGCACACGUGUGAGGAUGAGGGCUUACAAGCAUUGAAAAGUACUAUCAUGACUGGAUGGCCUGAGUGUAAGGCACAGCUGUCACCACACGUAAUACCAUAUUUCAACCUGAGAGAUGAGCUCACUGUAGUUGAUGGCUUAAUUUUCAGAGGAGAGCGACUUGUAGUUCCCAAGGCAAUGAGAAGAGAUGUCAAGACUGAUCUCCAUAUAGGCCAUAGUGGAGUGGAAGCGACUCUCAGACGAGCACGGGAAUAUGUCUAUUGGCCGCAGAUGGCCCAAGAAAUAACUGAAUGGAUUCAGACAUGCGCAACAUGCAUGGAGUACUCAAAUGCCCAACCUCAACUGCCUCUGAUGUCACAUGAGGUACCCAACCGGCCAUGGGAGAAGAUCGGAGUUGAUCUUAUGUUUUUGGAGGGUGAAGAGUACUUAGUGACAGUUUGCUAUAGAUCUAACUUCUGGGAAGUUGAUCGAUUGUAUAAGUCGACUGCGAAGAGUGUGAUCAACAAGUUGACCAACCAUUUCGCUAGGUAUGUGAUCCCGGAUAAGAUGGUAAGCGAUAAUGGACCUCCGUUCUCGUCAAGAGAGUUUGCAAGCUUCAUAAAGAGGUUGAAUAUUAAACACCAAACCAUCUCGCCCUAUAAUAGCAAAGCGAAUGGGCAUGUUGAGUCGGCAGUCAAAUCAGCGAAGAAAGUCAUGAAGAAAUGUCGGAGGUCUGGUGAAGAUCUACUUCUCGCGUUGCUGAAUUUGAGGAACACUCCUACGCAAGGGGUCGACUCCAGCCCUUCACAGAGAUUCCUCGGAAGGCGUACUAAGACAAGAGUCCCAACUACGGCCUCACUUCUGAAGCCGAGGAGUCACGAGACUAAGCACGAGAUGCAACAACUCGAGCUUAACAAGAAGCGUCAGGCCAAAUACUUCGAUAGGCAUGCGAAGGAGCUGCCUGAACUUGUUCAAGGCGACGUUGUCAGGAUGAAGCCGUUUCGACCAGGAGAGGAUCGUUGGAAAAAAGGAAGGGUACUUCGUCGUUUGGAUGAGAGGUCCUUUGAAGUGGAUGUUGAUGGCGCGGUGUACAGACGCAAUAGAGAACAUCUACGAGCAAGUAAAGAAUCUCCUGACUCAGAGAGAUCUCCAGUUGGCCCCAGACCUGAGGGAAGCAACCCGACUACGGACGCUCAAGGUCCAGAAUAG